UCUCCUCCAUCAGUUCUCCAAAUUCCCAAUUCCAAAUCGUUCGUUUCGUUUCUCUCAGAUUGAAGAUGUUGGCCAUUUUCGACAGGCAAUCGGUGCAGCCGCCGUCGGAGCUCCACAGUCCGGCGUCGUUUCGGCUCCCGACUUCGAACCCGAAGCUUCCUCGCGAGAUUCUCCACCAUUUCACUUCCUCCGGAGCUCUCUCUGUUUCCUUCGGAAAUGCAGCGUCGCUCGCAUUCGAUCCGUCGGCAUCCCGAUCCACUCCCCAACAAACGUUAUUUUGCGGGCUGGAUGAAAUGUACUGCAUAUUCAUGGGGAGUUUAAACAACUUGAGCCGCUUGAACAAGCAGUACGGGCUUUCAAAAGCCACAAACGAAGCCAUGUUCGUGAUCGAGGCUUAUCGGACCCUCCGAGACCGCGGCCCGUACCCGGCGGAUCAGGUCCUGAAGGAUCUGGAAGGCAGCUUCGGGUUUGUGCUUUUCGACGCCAAAUCCGGCUCUGUAUUUGCAGCUCUGGAUGCGAAUGAAGGGGUGAAUCUCUAUUGGGGCAGUGCGGCCGAUGGCUCUCUUGUAAUUUCCGACAACUUGGAGGUCAUUAAAGCUGGGUGUGCCAAGUCAUUUGCCCCAUUUCCACCUGGUUGUAUGUUCCACAGUGAGAGAGGCCUUAUGAGUUUUGAGCAUCCGACGAAGAAGAUGAAGGCAAUGCCUAGAAUCGACAGCGAGGGGGUGAUGUGUGGGGCUAACUUUAAGGUUGAUGUCCAAUCGAGGGUUCACAGCAUGCCACGUGUUGGAAGUGAGGCCAACUGGGCAACCUGGGGAUCACAUGCCGCCUGAAACAUAUUUUGAUUUCUGACUUCUUUUUUUUUUCUUAAUUUUAAUUUUCUAAUUUCUGGUUUUUUUCCUUAAUUUCGGUUUGUGUAUAUAUAUCUGGCAAUACACUUUCGAGUUGUCUGUAAGUUUCGAUCGAUGAAAUGAAAAAAUGUCUUAUCAUUUUACAUAAGAGGAUAAUUUAAUAU
Molecule: messenger RNA, 1012 nt
Organism: Momordica charantia (bitter melon)
Lineage: Eukaryota; Viridiplantae; Streptophyta; Magnoliopsida; Cucurbitales; Cucurbitaceae
Product: stem-specific protein TSJT1
Source: RefSeq, a predicted model, not a curated record